AUGUCUAAGGUCUUUACCACAAGCGACGUUGCGUCGCAUAAGAAGCCCGACGACUUGUACAUCAUUGUCGAUGGCGAUGUUUACGAUGUGACAAAAUUCCAAGACGACCACCCAGGUGGUAAGAAGAUUCUCCAGCGCGUCGGCGGCAAGGACGCUUCCAAGCAAUUCUGGAAGUACCACAACGAGGGUAUCCUCAAGAAGUACAAGAAGCAGCUUCAGGUCGGAUCCCUUGACUCCAAACCCGCGGCCCCCGAGCCUAAGCCUGAGGCCAAUGCUGCUCCGGUGCCCGCGGCCCCUACACCCAAGGCCGUCAAGACUACACAGAAGGAGGUUGCUGCCAAGGAGGAAGACGCCGAGGCUCUUGAGCCUUUCGGUGACCAGAUACCCUUUGCUGACCCUGCCUGGUACCAAAGCUACCAUUCACCAUACUUCAACGAAUCUCAUGCUGCUCUCCGCGCCGAGAUCCGGGAAUGGGUUGAGAAGGAUAUCGAGCCUUAUGUCACCGACUGGGACGAGGCCAAGGAGGUCCCCGAGGAGAUCUACAAGGAGAUGGGUCGCCGCGGUUAUCUCGCUGGUCUGCUCGGUGUCAAGUACCCAACCCAAUAUGUUCCUCAAGGUAUCAAGUCUGUCCCUCCCGAGCAGUGGGAUCUCUUCCACGAGAUGAUCAUCACCGACGAGCUGUCCCGCACUGGCUCUGGUGGUUUCGUCUGGAACAUCAUUGGUGGUUUCGGUAUUGGCUGCCCUCCUCUUAUGAAAUUCGGUAAGAAGGAGCUCAAGGACCGUAUCAUGCCUGGCAUCCUCAGUGGCGAGAAGCGUAUCUGCUUGGCCAUCACUGAGCCUGAUGCUGGUAGUGAUGUUGCCAACCUGACCUGCGAGGCCAAGCUGAGCGAGGAUGGCAAGCACUACAUCGUCAACGGUGAGAAGAAGUGGAUUACCAACGGUAUUUGGGCCGACUAUUUCACCGUCGCUGUGCGAACUGGAGAGGCUGGCAUGAACGGUGUGUCUCUGCUCCUCAUUGAGCGUGGCGAGGGKGUUUCCACCCGACGCAUGCCUUGCCAAGGUGUCCUGUCUUCAGGAACAACAUACAUCACCUUCGAAGAUGUCAAGGUUCCCGUUGAGAACUUGCUCGGCAAGCAGAACCAGGGUUUCAAGGUCAUCAUGACCAACUUCAACCACGAGCGUAUGGGUAUUAUUAUCCAGUCCCUCCGAUUCUCUCGUGUCUGCUACGAGGAGUCCGUCAAGUACGGUAGCAAGCGACGCACGUUCGGCAAGAAGCUUAUUGACCACCCCGUUAUUCGCAUGAAGCUCGCUCACAUGGCUCGUCAAAUCGAGGCCUCGUACAACUGGCUCGAGAACCUCAUCUACCAGUGCGAACGCAUGGGUGAGACAGAGGCUAUGCUUCGGCUCGGCGGUCCUAUUGCUGGUCUCAAGGCCCAGUCUACCCUCACAUUUGAGUUCUGUGCCCGAGAAGCUAGUCAGAUUUUCGGUGGCUUGAGUUACUCUCGAGGAGGCCAGGGUGCCAAGGUAGAGCGACUGUACCGUGAUGUGCGAGCAUAUGCCAUCCCCGGUGGCAGUGAAGAGAUUAUGCUUGAUCUUAGCAUGAGGCAGAGUCUGAGAGUUGCAAAGGCUGUGGGUAUGAAGCUGUAA
Fusarium mangiferae is the source of this 1647-nucleotide messenger RNA. RefSeq names its product putative acyl-CoA dehydrogenase. The record is from RefSeq and is a predicted model, not a curated record. Gene Ontology annotation, molecular function: flavin adenine dinucleotide binding; oxidoreductase activity, acting on the CH-CH group of donors. The transcript is spliced from 3 exons. The coding region runs from base 1 to 1647 and encodes 548 amino acids. Lineage: Eukaryota; Fungi; Ascomycota; Sordariomycetes; Hypocreales; Nectriaceae.